UUAAGAAUCUGCUUGGAUUUGAAAUGUCGCAGCUGUUCAAUUUUUUAAGUUGAUUUUAACUUUAUUUUUGUAAAUGAGAUCUUUUCUUUCCAUCAGUUAAGUUUUUAUCUUACUUUACUUUUUACUCAAGUUGACCUUUUAUGUAAAAAUUUAAGGGAUAAAAUCCAAAAAGUGACAAUUUUUAUUGGAUUUGCAUUGUUUGCUAUGGAAUCUACUGUUUCGGUUUCAAAGGGUGUAUUUUUGUUUCCGAAUGGAUUUAAAAGAACAAAAAAAUAUAAAAAGAAACUUAAAUGUAAUCUCAAUGAAUGUUUAUCUAAGGACCCUUGGUAUGAAACAUUUAAACGUAACUGGGAAUUGAUUGAAAGUCAACUUAAGGAACUUCAUGAACAAACAUAUAGUGUUUUACUGAAUGAUAUUGUAAACUAUGUAAAAUUGAUAAAUCAAGAAUAUGAAUAUGAUACAUUGGAAGGGAUUAUAUCUAGUGCCACAUUACUGACUGGGGUCAACCAACCCGACCAUGUGAAUCAAUUUUUAGCCCUCAUAAACAAAAUAAGUGAAGAGGUGACACCACAUGUUGCCAUGAUCAAUUCUCAAGAUGCUCAAACAGUAAAACAUUUAGUUGAAAAUACUGUGUGGCAGUUGAUACAUGGACAAGAUGUGCUGGAUAAUUCUGCUGAUGAAGGCUUCGAUAAUGAUAUACCACAAUUUAAAAUAAAGAAAAAUCAAUGUACAGUAAAAACUCUGCUUAAUUGGUAUGAAGCAAAAUACAAGAAACACUCACCAAAGAAACAAAAGUGUGCCAAUUUAAAGAAAGCCUUGGUAAUAAUAAUACCUGACUUUGAAAGCUUUAAUUGUAAUGUGUUACAAGAUUUUGUAAUGAUUAUUAGUUCUUAUGUGCAGUUUCUGCCAAUAGUGUUAAUAUUUGGAGUAGCAACAUCAGUUUCAGCACUGCAUAAGUCAUUUCCGUACCAUGUCUCAUCAAAGCUGUUAAUAAAAGUAUUUCAUUCACAUCCUUCACAUGUUUACAUGAAUCAAGUUUUAGAAAAAAUAUUUUUAACUCAUACAAAUCCAUUUCACUUAAGUGGAAAAGCAUUUGAACUAAUGACAGAUGUAUUUCUUUUUUAUGACUUCUCUGUUACAGGCAUAAUUCAGAGCAUUAAGUACUGUAUGAUUGAUCAUUACUUUGGAGAUAAUAUAAAAUCAUUGUGUUGUCCUCGUGACAAAAUUGAAGAGGCUGUCAAUAAUCUGACGAUUUAUGAUUUAGAAAAUAUAAGACAGUUACUAUCCUUCCGUCCAUUCUUAGAAGUACAGGAUUGUGAGACAAAAAUUGGUCUAUUUAAAGACGACGACUUUUUUAGAGAAGUUUUAACCAAAGAACUGUAUAAGCUUCAUGACUAUAUACACAGUUUUUAUUUAUGUAUAAGAUUACUGUCUGUGUUUGUUAAGGAUCUACCAAAGAAUACACUUGGAAAAACUGUUCGAGAAUUAUAUAUAAAAUGUUCCAUGGAAAGUGUAACAAAUAAUGCACAAUCAUAUAGAGAUGCAAUACAGCUAUUGAAAUUUCAGUCUCAAAUGCAAUUGAUAGAGAGUAUAAAAAAUGCAUUGAAAGAAAUUAAUUCAUUCUUACAAGCAGACACCCUGGUGAAACCUCUACGUUCUACUCCGUCUAAAAAUAAUUUACACAAUAUUUCUCUCAAAAAUGAUCUUGGACUAGAUUUUGCUAAAACAAUUAGGAUUCAUUUAUUAACUUUCUUGAGGCAAUUAGAGAACGCCAGCAACGAAACCUCAGUAUUAACUAAUACAGUUAUGGACACAGAAAAUGACGUAGAAAAUGUUAACUUACUAGGAAAUAGAUAUAAAUUAAAGGAGAAGUUGUUAAAAGCCACAAGAGUCGAGAAAAUCCAGUCCGAAUACGAAAUGAUACGGUUGAGAUUUGUGAGUUACUUGGAAGAAGUAUUUACUAAAGGCUUGCAACCGCCACACACGCAAACAUUCCACGAAAUUAUGUUCUUUAGUGACGUGUCUAGUGUUAAGAAGCAGAUAGUGGGAUCUCCCCGCGGCGCGAUACACACGGCCCUGAGCAACCCGAUACAUUACUUACAGUGUUCUUGUUGCCGUUUAGAUUCAACAGAAAGCAUUUCGGAUUCGCUGCCCGAUGUGUGUAUAGCGUACAAAUUGCAUCGUGAAUGUGGCAAACAUAUAAAUUUAUACGAUUGGUUGCAAGCCUUCGCUGCGGUUGUUUCACCUGACGAGGACGACGAAUGUCGCUAUCAGGACAUUACCAUUCAAGUUCGAUUUACACGAGCCGUAUCGGAGCUACAGUUUCUUGGUUUUAUAAAAACAUCUAAAAGGAAGACUGACCACGUUAUGCGUCUGACUUGGUGAAUUUUGUAAAUUCAAUGUCAAAAAAAAAAGAUUAUUUUCAACUUAAAUGUGUAAAGUUAUCUGAAUGAGUUUCAAUAAAGCCUUUUUUUGUGA
Molecule: messenger RNA, 2478 nt
Organism: Melitaea cinxia (Glanville fritillary)
Lineage: Eukaryota; Metazoa; Arthropoda; Insecta; Lepidoptera; Nymphalidae
Gene: Orc3
Product: origin recognition complex subunit 3
Exons: 12
Coding region: 205-2385 (726 amino acids)
Biological process (GO): DNA replication initiation; DNA replication
Cellular component (GO): nuclear origin of replication recognition complex; nuclear pre-replicative complex; DNA replication preinitiation complex
Molecular function (GO): DNA replication origin binding
Source: RefSeq, a predicted model, not a curated record